UUAAAUUACUUUGAUAGCUCGAGAGCAAUCAUUAUAUAAAGCUAUAUUUUUAAUCACAAAUAUACAUCUACUCGAAAGUUUUUUUUUUAAAAAAAAGAUGAAAUCCCUAAACAAACGUUCCCAAAUGUUCUCAUCACUCUCCAACCACGAUUCACCACAUUCAAUGGAGUCACCAGACUCACCACAAUAUGAGAUCUCUUCAUGCUCUUCUUCUGAAAAACCUAGAUACUACUUUCAAUCCCUUGAUCUCUUCCCCAACCUCACUCAAAACGCUUGUAACAACAAUAACCUAAUCGAGCCUUUACCACUUAUCGAUCGGAUAGACUCAAGCUCAAACCUUAACCUUAACCGUAAGCCAAAGGCAUUGUAUGUUGAGGAAGGAGAGGAAGAGGAAGAACAGGAGGAAGAGGACGUGGAUGUGAGCUUACGCAUCGGCCUUCCUGGCUCUGAUAAUUUGAGCAACGGUGCUAAAUUUUCGAAGAAAAAUGGGAAGGAGAUCAUCACUCACGAUGCCGGAAAACAAUCAGAGAAUGAACUUUCCGGCAAGGCAUACUGGAUUCCAGCAGUGGAGCAAAUUAUAAUAGGCUUCACUCAUUUUUCUUGUCACGUCUGUUUCAAGACAUUCAACCGCUACAACAAUCUUCAGAUGCACAUGUGGGGCCACGGUUCACAGUACAGGAAAGGACCAGAUUCACUUAAAGGGACGCAGCCACGAGCCAUGCUAGGGAUCCCUUGUUACUGCUGCGUCGAAGGCUGUAAGAACCACAUUGACCAUCCUCGCUCCAAGCCGCUCAAAGACUUUCGAACGCUCCAAACGCACUACAAACGCAAACACGGCCAAAAGCCCUAUGCGUGUCGCAUCUGCGGUAAGCUUUUGGCUGUCAAAGGUGAUUGGCGUACGCAUGAGAAGAAUUGCGGGAAACGGUGGGUUUGCGUUUGCGGUUCCGAUUUUAAACACAAACGCUCCCUGAAGGAUCACGUUAAAGCUUUUGGGCCUGGUCAUGGGUCUUAUCCGACCGGUUUGUUUGAUGAGCAGGCCUCUAAUUCUUCUGUCUUUGAAAGUUUGUUCUGUGUGAUCGGUGAGUAUUAGAGUAACUGAGAGGAAUGUAACUGAGAGAAAAAAGAAAAGUAAUAAUUAAAAUAAUUGAAAAUAAUAAGUAAGAGCAUCUAGAUAGUCCUUACCAAAAAAAAGAUCAUCUAGAUAGUCUUUCCAUAGUAUCUGAUUUAUAUAAUACUAAUAUAAUGUAUUUAUAUAAUUAAAUUAUAAAUUAA
Molecule: messenger RNA, 1272 nt
Organism: Thlaspi arvense
Lineage: Eukaryota; Viridiplantae; Streptophyta; Magnoliopsida; Brassicales; Brassicaceae
Source: the annotation of a GenBank genome assembly